AGAUGACUAGAUUCCUGCAUAUAUGUACCAAACCCUUCCACCACGUUCAAUCUCAGUGUACCUGGGCUGUCUUUCUGAAAAAGAAAAAUAAUGGCUUCUAAUCCAGUACUAUUCCUCUUUCUUCUUAGUUUUCUUCUGCUUGUGUCGGUCUCUUCUUCCCAUUUUUCUAGUGUUGCCAUGAAAUCAGGUCCUCUUCAUUCCAAGAAGAACGCUGUGGCCAAUCCCGAGAAAGUUUCUCUGUCUUUGUAUUAUGAAACCCUGUGUCCCUAUUGCAGGAAUUUCAUUGUGGAUCCUCUGGCAAAGGCCAUCAACACUGAUCUCAUGACCAUUCUUGAUCUGGAGAUGGUCCCCUGGGGCAAUGCUAUGAUUCUACCCAAUACCAGUAUUCUAUGCCAGCAUGGGGAAGACGAAUGCUACCUUAAUACCAUCCAUGCCUGUGUCAUCAACAUUUGGCCUGAUCCGAUUAAGCACUUCAACCUGAUUCAGUGCAUUGAAGAGCAAUCUUCUGCCAUUGGUCUUGGAAAUGGAGCAGAUGCAUCCUAUAAUAUAUGUGCUAAACAGUUGGGGUUCCCUGCAAAACCCAUUAAGUAUUGCUAUGAAAGUGGGCGUGGAAGACAGCUUUUACUACAAUACGGAAGUAAAACUGAUAAUCUGAAUCCGCCUCACAGAUACGUACCAUGGGUGGUGGUGAAUGGAACUCCUCUGCUUGAGAACUAUGGCAACUUUGUAGAGUAUGUCUGCAAGUCAUACGGAGGCCAAACUUUGCCCGCAGCGUGUGGUUCAUAUUCCACCAGCUCAAUUCCUAAGGAUCGGUCUCUCCACUCAGUUUGCCCUGCAGGAUUAGCAGGGCCAGCCAAGGAUCCGACCUUGGUUCAGGAGAACAUGGAGUCUUUAGCUUGAAUUUUUUUAAUGGUUCUUGCAUAACAUCUCCUGUAUGAUACAGUUAUUAUCUGGGCCAUCUAUAUGUAGCUUUCUGGUUCACUUGCUCUAUAAAUUAUCAGAGUUAUGUUGUAUUAAUGCUAUAAAAAAAAUAUUAUAGGUCAA
This is a messenger RNA of Manihot esculenta (cassava), 1044 nucleotides long. RefSeq names its product gamma-interferon-responsive lysosomal thiol protein. The record is from RefSeq and is a predicted model, not a curated record. Gene Ontology annotation, molecular function: oxidoreductase activity, acting on a sulfur group of donors, disulfide as acceptor. NCBI's taxonomy places the organism in Eukaryota, Viridiplantae, Streptophyta, Magnoliopsida, Malpighiales, Euphorbiaceae. The transcript has 5 exons. Bases 91 to 900 code for a protein of 269 amino acids.